AAUUCAAGUUUCAAUAUAAGAUAAUAAAGCCAAGCACACAUUAAGUACUUAGCAGAUAAAUGCUUAACGUAAUAUAUACGAUAAUUAUCAAACAUAUGAUAGCAAAAACAUUACAGAAUACUCACUGUGCUCUCUCGUUGUCAAUAACUCCGCCCCUCACUCCCGGUUCUGUGUCUGCGGUUCUGUGACUGCGGUUCUGUGACUGCGGUUCUGAAACUGCUGGUGCUGCGGGUCUGCAGCUGGAUAUAUCUCGCGGGUGAGACUGAUCGAGACUCCGUUCGCUCGAGAGAGGAAGCGUUCUGAUACUGACAGAGGAGACAUGAGAGCUUGUGUUUCACUCUGCGCAGAUUAACUAGGACCAUGAUCCUAAAACGGCAAUAUUUCUCUGUCCACAUCAAAAGGAAUUUGGCGUAUCCUUGGUUUAUGUAUGGAGCGUGCUUCCAUUGCGUCUUUUGCUCUUAUAAUCCGAGAUUAACUCUAAAACAAGAUUAUGCUCCACUUUUAUACAACAGAAAUUACAGUCAUACAGUCUUAUUCCAUCAGGAAGGAUCAAUGAGUCUGUUUGUUGGAGGAAUAAAUAAUGUUCUACAUUUUGAUGUAGGUAGUCGUCAGAUUGUGGAGAACUUUACUCUGAAUCCAAACUUAAGGUGUGGUGAGAGCCCCUGUGAAAAUGUAAUCACAAUAAUUGAGAGAUUUCAAGACUACACAUUUGUAUGUGGAACGAAUGGAGAUCAGCCAAAGUGUUGGAAACUGUUUCCCAGAGAAAGCAAUCAUUCCACAGAGGUUGUAGAUGGCACAGGAAUCUCACCUUAUACAUGUUCACAAAACUCCUUGUCGCUGGUGGCAGAUGGAGAUCUCUAUGUGGCAGCUCCUCUGUACAGUGAUGGAACCCUGCUGCAGUUUCGCAGAAAAACUGGACAACGAAACAGCGUAUGGAUGUAUGAUCAAUGGGUCUCAGAACCCACGUUUAUUUCCAGUUUUCUGGCCAAGGACAAGAAUGACCCCUUGAAUGAGAAGAUAUAUGUCUUAUUUCGUGAGAAAAACUCAGACACGAGUCCAGAAGCGGAUCCUUGGAUAUCUAGAGUGGCCAGAGUGUGUAAGGUCGAUGAGGGCGGUCCCAAGCAGUUACUCCAGAACAUUUGGACCUCCUUUCUGAAGGCACGACUUGUGUGCGGGAUUCCUAGAGAGUCACUGUACUUUAACCGCCUGCAGGACGUUUUCAUCCAGCAUGCUGAUGACUGGAGGGAUUCACGAGUGUAUGCGCUCUUCUCCAGCAGCUGGUGUGUCAAACAAAGCAAUUCCAUUCCAAUUUCUACCCUUCAAAUUAUUAAAGACCAUCCAGAGAUGAAGGACUGGAUUCAUCCCAUUCAAAAAGACACACCUUUCUUCACAAGUAAUAAGAACUUCACCAAGAUAGCUGUUGACCGAGUCCAAGCUUCAGAUGACAGCAUACACAGUGUGCUGCUGCUUGCAACAGACAAUGGAGUGAUCCUUAAGAUCCUGGAGGACGGCUCCAAAGCAUUCAUCAUCUCUGAAACGCAUCUGUGCAAUGGUUCAGCACCUGUACAUUCAAUGAAACUUGACUCUGAGAAGAGGAAGCUCUUUGUAGGAUAUCCUGGUCAGAUUUCAGUGUUAGACCUGCAGAGAUGUCAAGACUACAAUGCUUCCUGUGAAGAAUGUGUCCUUUCCCGUGAUCCAUACUGCGCUUGGACUGAACAAGGCUGCACAUCACAAACUAAAGGAGGAAUACAAAACAUUGCUGAUGGACUCACUAAAAUAUGUCACCAAAAAUCAGAUGGAAGAUUCACAAGAGAUGUGCAACAAGCAUUGACAGCUCCAUUAGGGAUUGAACUCUCUGUGCCCACUGGCGUCCCCUUCUACCUCUCUUGUCCUGUCGAUUCCAAUCAUGCCUCUUACAAAUGGGAACAUGAUCAAAAGAGCAUCCCAGGCCAGCAGACACAAUCAGAAUGUCUCCUCCUCAUUCCAGCCAUGACGACUGACAUACAUGGCAAUUACAAAUGUACAUCCCAUGAACUCGAUUACACCAAAACGGUGAGGGAAUACAACCUCUUGAUUGGCCAAGUUAGGUCUGCUUCUAAUGAUGCUUUCAAGCUCAGAGCACAGGACUGGUUAAUGGCUGCAUUUGUCACUAGUGCCUUCUAUCUGCGCUCGCUUUAAGGUCAAGGUAGUUAUAUAAAUGUCAGUGCUUCCGUCUUCAAGCGCUUCUGAUGACCUGUAAGCUGAUUAAAACCAUCAGUCACAUGUUGCCAGGCGCCAGUAGUUGGUCUUAUCAAGUGAAGUUUAUAGGGAAGUAAACACUGAAGUAAAAGAAAGCAUCCAUCCUAGCAGAUAACUCGCAUGCUUGCCAUCUGUUGAGUGGCUGUUGAAUGUAUACAAUGCAGUCCAAAGUCUGAGACCACAAUGAAAAUUUGGGCUUUCAACUUUGGAAACUAGAAAUACUCAUCUUAGGUAACUGGAAAUUUUAGGACUUAGAAUUUUCAUGAAGUAAAAUGAAGAAGCAAUAUUUCAGUUGCACUAUUUCUAGGUCAUAAGACACUUUUUAAAACAUUCACCAGUAUCGUUACAUAAUAUAAUACACCAGUAGAUAGCAACAAGUUACUAUUUUCAUGAGUGAUUCUUUGAAUCAGCCAUUCAACCAAUUUGUUAAAAAAUGCUAAUUCUUUCAGGAACAGAACAAUGACUGUCUUUAUGAGUGAGUCAUUGAAUUAUUCACUCAACUGAUUAAUUCAAAAACGCUAAUUCGAAACAUUCAAAAACUUUCUUUAUUGAGGAAUGAAACGCCAAUACCCUGUGUUCCUCAGAGUCACACAACAAUUUUGCUGUGGCUUCGUUUGGAACCUUUUUCAUUAGUGGAGCAAAAACGCAUACACUUGUUUAUUGGGCUGUUAAAAGCAAUUUCACACUCGCAGAUGUGCUAUUCAUAUUAUUAUUAUUAUAUUAAUAUUAGAGGGGCUGUGAUUUAAACAACAGCUCUCUUGCUCACUUUUACAUUCCACUGUAUGAAUAGAAAGCAUUUUAUAUUGCUCUGAUUUGUGUACUAAAUUCCUUAGUCUAAUUUAACUGGUUCAGUAUUUCGUUCAAGAACUGUAGCUUGUGUAUGUGUAUGGUGUAUGUGUUUACUGGAAAACGGCAACUUCCUCUCAUUAGUGUAGCCUAAUUUGGGAGAUUGCAUCUGUUUAUUAAAAAUUAUGUAUGGCACUCUUGUUUGCACUUGCUUACUUUCGAUAUUAAGUUCUUCUCUGUCAUUUGUCUCGUUUCAAGCAAUUUUUCCCCAAACUUUAUAGUGCUAGUGGUCCAAGAGUUUGCUUUUAUAAAGAGAAACAGAAAUAUUUGGCUGUUAUCAAAUCCAUAUAGUUGUUCAGAAAGUCUGUGAAAUUGUGCGCUGUAAUAAGGGUUAAGGAAUUAUGGCUGUGGUGAACAAAAACAAGGUCACUAUUGGGCUUCAGUGCUUUUGGCUGCUGUAUAUAGUUAAAUGAAAAUGGGCUGUGUGUUCUUUAAACACAGCGUUAAAAGAGGUGAAACAUUUUCUAGAUGUGGGAUUCCAAAAUAAAUAUGCAAUGGAUCAAUUACAGCUGUCAAAAUAUGCAGCAAAUAUAUAUUCUAAAAGAAUUCUCUUAUUUUAAAAUUAUAUAUACAUAUUUAGUGAACAAGAUUACGCACCUUAUAUUUUUAAUUCAUUACAACUAUAAAUUGAGUAAUAAAGUAAGUUUGGAUGCUGUUGUGUUUGUAGGGAAUGAAAAAGGAGUGCAUUAGGCUGUAGACUUAUGAAAAUGAAGGGAAUUUUUAUAUUCUUUGACAUGUUCACUCAAAUGUGUUGAUGUAGAAAUGUAGUUUUAUGCAAAACCAUAUAUUUGUCUUGCAGACAUUUAAUAUUGGCUUUGUUUUCUAUCCCAUUGAUAGCAUGAAGGUAUUGCUUGUAAUGUUCUCUUUAAUUUUUUAUUUAAUGUCAUAACACAUUAAUUAUUGAGAGGGACUCAGAAUUGACAACAUGACAAAAGUGUCACAGCUGUGGACCAGCUACUUGAUUCCAGUGUAUUUCACGUCAAUAUUAAAUUAAAUUAAAUUAUUUAUCAUAUUAUACAAGGGACACUUUGUUCCUUUAUUCUUGUAAUUUGAUGCAUAUUAGUUAUAUUUUAUGAGUAAUAUUUUUGUGCAGUCUCUGAAUCAUGUUCACCUACAUCUAUAUACCUCCCAGUAUGUGACUUUUAAGCUUUUAGACACACUCUGUUAUGUUGUACUUUAUAUUAAUUUUUAUGCAUUACUUAUGUAUUUCCUUUAAA
Messenger RNA from Sinocyclocheilus grahami, 4301 nucleotides. RefSeq names its product semaphorin-7A-like. Gene Ontology annotation, cellular component: plasma membrane; external side of plasma membrane. The record is from RefSeq and is a predicted model, not a curated record. Gene Ontology annotation, biological process: neural crest cell migration; negative chemotaxis; positive regulation of cell migration. Gene Ontology annotation, molecular function: chemorepellent activity; integrin binding; semaphorin receptor binding. Bases 361 to 2178 code for a protein of 605 amino acids. NCBI's taxonomy places the organism in Eukaryota, Metazoa, Chordata, Actinopteri, Cypriniformes, Cyprinidae. The transcript has 13 exons.